UAACGAGCAAGCAUUCGUACAUGGCCUUGACUUAUAUAAUGAAAAAGGAGAAUUUGUUAAAUCAUUAUGGAAAGGUGAUAGUAUUGUCCGUAUAGAUGAUGUGUAUUCGUUAAAAGUAAAACUUGAAGUUCCUUUAUACACUCCAUUACCUGCUAAAUAUAUGAUUGAAAUUUUGGGCAAAACUAGAGGUUACUUGUCUUGUAUUAAAAAUAGUGAAAUUUUUACUAUAAUGGGAAAGUGA
Messenger RNA from Funneliformis caledonium, 241 nucleotides. Lineage: Eukaryota; Fungi; Glomeromycota; Glomeromycetes; Glomerales; Glomeraceae. The record is from the annotation of a GenBank genome assembly.